CCACACUCGAGUCCAUUAGGUGCGCUGGAUGAUCUCGAACAACGGGUUUCGGCCAAGCGACGAGUUGUCUCUUUCUUGUGGCUUUGGGUGAAUACUCUGGGAAUUCACUAUUUUCUCGAUCCUGCAGCGAAUGCCUUUGUCGAGGAGUUGUACUGCCAUGUACUGGAGGACAAUCGAAGUCUGCCAGGACUUGGUCCCAUUCUCACUCGAAUGACAGCACUACGGGAUCUGCGGGAGGAAGCACGUCGUACGCUUGCUCGACAUCCAGCGGUCGUUCUCGAAUGCGGAGUUCUCUCCACAAUGGCACCAGCGCCAAGCCCUGUUCUACCCAGUGACAUAUGCAAUCAAAUUAUUCAUUUGUCGGACACGACAUCGUUUGCACUUCCAAUACGGAUGGAUAAGACGGCGACGGAAAUCUGUGAACUCGCACGAAAUCGUCUGCGCAGCUCGCAUCACGACGAGCUGGCUUUGGUCGAAGUGAAAAGCAAAAAAGUUGUCUUCUAUGACGGUGAUGUGAGCAUUCCGACGAUGUUGUCCUUGAACAGCAAGCUGUACGUCGUGAGUAAGGACGAGGUCGACUCUUUGGUUCCUCAACUUGACCAAAACGGUCCGCUGGAGUCCGUUCACGCUUCUGUAAUGGAGUACGUCAGUAGCCAUGAACUGGCACAACAACUUCUCGUGCUGCACACCCAGUUAUUUGAGCGCCUUCCAGCAAAGCUCCGUCGGCAGUUCGCCGAAUUCGAAUCGCUGUUGGACCCAUCACGGAAUCACCGCCCUUACCGUGCUCUUGUCGCCAAGAUGUCGUCACCUCUGAUACCGAUUCUGACGUUCAUUCACGAAGGCAACAAGACUUACUAUAAUGGACUCGUGAACUUCGAGAAAAUGCACAUGAUUGCCACUAUUCUCCGAACAUUCCGGCAGUGCAAGUCACGAUACGCCUGUACCACAGAUAGAAUCGAAGAAGAUUUUCGAGACGCAGAAUUUCAUCCGAAACUUUCGCGUCGUCGAUAA
Messenger RNA from Ostertagia ostertagi, 1011 nucleotides. The record is from the annotation of a GenBank genome assembly. Lineage: Eukaryota; Metazoa; Nematoda; Chromadorea; Rhabditida; Trichostrongylidae.